Molecule: messenger RNA, 859 nt
Organism: Triticum dicoccoides
Lineage: Eukaryota; Viridiplantae; Streptophyta; Magnoliopsida; Poales; Poaceae
Product: E3 ubiquitin-protein ligase EL5-like
Exons: 1
Coding region: 7-858 (283 amino acids)
Source: RefSeq, a predicted model, not a curated record
GCCGCCAUGGACUCGUCGUCGUCGCGCUCGGCGGCCUCCGGGGCCGCGCCCACCGUGUCGUCCGGCGCCGUGUUCAUCUCGGCGGCCAUCUUCCUGCUGUUCCUCACGUUCGCCCUCGCGCUCAUCAUCCUCCGCCACUCUUACUUCAGCAGCACCGGCGCGGCGCCCAGUCAGCCACGGGCGUGGAGCGCCCAGGUGGUGGCCCCGCCUCCCAGGGCCAGGGGUGUCGACCCGGAGCUGCUGCGGUCGCUGCCGGUCACGGUACACCGCGCCGCGGACGGAGUCGGAUCGGUGGAGUGCGCGGUUUGCCUGGCCGAGCUCGAGGACGGGGAGGAGGUGAGGUUCCUGCCUCGGUGCGGCCAUGGAUUCCACGCCGGGUGCGCCGACAGGUGGCUGGCGUCCCACACCACCUGCCCGCUCUGCCGAGUCACCGUCGGCAAGCCCGACGCGCUUAUAUCGACGACGAGUCUCCCUCCCGUAGCGCCGGAGCCGGCGAUCUACGCAGCGAACCUGCCGGCGAGUGCGCUGCUCGGGGUUUCAGACCGGGCCACGCUCGGCACGGUCACCGUGGCCACCGACGGAGUGCUGGUGAUCGACGUUCCGGAGUCAAGGAUGGCGGCAGCGAUCCCGCGCGACGCGUCCAAGUCUCCGGGCGUGAACAGGCUGAGGUCUGUGAAGAGGCUGUGGAGCUUCGGGAGGCAAGGGCCGUCGGGGUCCACUUCACCCUGCGCCGGCGGGAGCGGAACGGCUGAUUUAGAGCGGGGCAUUAGCAUCACCUAUGCAUCCCUGAGAGCUCCGGUCCGGUGUAGCGUUGAGCCGUCGCCCGGAACUGCCGCCGAGAAAUCAUCGAGCGUUUAAG